AUGGCCGUUAUUCAACGUAUUAAAAAACCUACAACACGUAAAGGCAAGAAAGUUCUGCUUUCCAAAGAGCCUAAACCUAUUGAAGGACCAAAACAGUGUAUAUUUCUUCAAGGGCGAAAUCCUUCAGAACGAACCAGAAAGUUGUUAAAAGACAUAUAUGAUUUAAAAAAACCUGACGCAGCUUUUUUGAGUCGAAAAAAUGAUUUUGUUCCAUUUGAAGACUCUACCUUGAUUGAGAAAAUGUGCUAUAAGAAAGAAGCGGCUUUGUUUGGGGUUGGAACGCAUAGCAAAAAGCGUCCUCAUAAUAUCAUUCUUGGAAGAACCUUUGAUUAUGGGAUAUUAGAUAUGAUAGAACUUGGUGCUGACAACUAUAAAGCUAUGUCUGAAUUUCAUAACAUGAAGGUAUUGGCUGGCCUCAAGCCAUGCCUUAUUUUUAAUGGACCUGCAUGGGAUUUAAAUCAGGAUUUAAAACGACUAAAAUCUCUCUUCACUGAUUUCUUUCACAGAGAGAAGGUAGAAAGUAUCAGACUGCAAGGGUUGGAACAUGUACUGAGCUUUACAGCAACUGAAACUGGAUCAAUCUUCUUCAGGUCUUAUCGUAUUAUACUAAAGAAGAGUGGUCAGAGGACACCAAGAAUUGAACUUGAGGAAAUAGGACCAUCAAUAGAUUUUAAAUUAAGGAGAACUAAAUUGGCGUCUGAUGAUCUGUAUAAAGAGUCUUGUAAAAUACCUAGAGAGAUUAAACCACUUACCAAGAAGAAUAUCUCUAAGGACGCAUUUGGAACUAAAUUGGGUCGUAUCCACAUUGGUAAACAGGACAUUAACAGACUUCAAACUCGCAAAAUGAAAGGUCUUAAGAAGACACCAGAAGAGAAGAAACAGAUGCUAUUAAAGAAAAAAGUAGCAAGGCAGUCUGCACGUAAAAUGAAAGCUACUGCUGCA
Molecule: messenger RNA, 942 nt
Organism: Iphiclides podalirius (scarce swallowtail)
Lineage: Eukaryota; Metazoa; Arthropoda; Insecta; Lepidoptera; Papilionidae
Source: the annotation of a GenBank genome assembly